Molecule: messenger RNA, 579 nt
Organism: Schistosoma intercalatum
Lineage: Eukaryota; Metazoa; Platyhelminthes; Trematoda; Strigeidida; Schistosomatidae
Source: the annotation of a GenBank genome assembly
AUGGCUCACUGUAAUUCCAACUAUCAAUUAAUUGGCCGUUUAAAUGUCCGGAGAUCAAGUAUGGUCCGAUAUUGGAAGCAUCGUGGUGCGAACAUACUCAAAAACAUAGAACCGCAUAUCCAGAAAUAUUUUCCUUAUCACAAGCCUGAGCUUGGAGGUACUUCCCCUCAGCAUGCUAGUAUAACGGGGAAAAAAGCAAAAGUACCUUUCGAUUAUGCGAUUGGGCAGAUAGUGCCAUUUUCACAAAGCUUAACAUCAUCAUUCCCAAAUAUUGUUAAGGUCCGCUUGCACAAGCUCUGCUUGAAUCGUUUCCUGAUGAAGUAUUUUUAUCAAACAGCAACAUACUGGGUUCAUACACAAGGCUCUUCGGUCAACAUUGGAGAUAUCGUGCUUAUUGAAAAGGCUGACCCACCAAUGGCAUUCAAUACCAUGUACAAACUAAAGAAAGUCGAGUUUCCGGUUGGUAAUCUGAUUGAUCCUGUCACAGGUCUACAAUCCGAAGGUCCCGAGUAUUCCAUUGAAGCACUGAGGUCUAUUCUGAAUCGAGAGAACAAUACAUUGAAAAGUGUUGAAAACUAA